GAUUUGCCAAAGCUGCUACUUCGGUUCAGGAAUCUGAAGAGAUAUGGCUCGAUUUCAGGAAACCGUCGCGAGUCAUGAUCAAGACAUCAUGGGAGAUCUGAGGAAUCCCAGCGAGAUGGACGCGCUCGCGGGAGCGCGCUUCCCCAAGGCGCGGAAGCCGUACAUGAUAACGAAGCAGCGGGAGAAGUGGACGGAGGAGGAGCACAAGCUCUUCCUGGAAGCCAUGCAGCUCCACGGCCGCGCCUGGCGCCGCAUACAAGAACACAUAGGCACCAAGACCGCGGUGCAGAUCAGGAGCCACGCGCAGAAGUUCUUCUCCAAGGUCAUCCGAGAGUCGUCCGGCGACAACAGCUCCGGCGCCGGCGCCGGCGCCGAGGCGCCGAUCCAGAUCCCGCCGCCGCGGCCCAAGAGAAAGUCGGUGCACCCGUACCCGUGCAACCGGAGGAGCGCGCCGGGCAAGCACGCCCACGCGCUCGCGCCGCUCCAGAGGACUGACCGGCAGGUCCAGUCCGUGUGCGAGCAGGGGAAUGGCUCGCCGACCUCUGUGGUCACCGCGUCGCAGAUAGGCUCUGAGUGCUCCGACAGCGAUACGUCGACGAUUGACAUCGAGGAGAGGUUCCCCACGCCAGGCGUAGACACCGCUGAGGUUGCUGUGCAAGUGCCACCAACCGAUGUUCGUCAGGGCAGUACUUCUUCAGAAGAAGUGGUGUGUGGCACAUCUGAAGCUCCACAGAUUAAGCUAUUCGGGAAGACAGUUGCGGUGAACAAUGCGCACCAGCAAGCAGACCCCAGUACCGGCAACCUGACUGUCGCAGAUAUGGAAUUGGAUACUUCAGCAGAGACGCCCACCAGUGGAGCUGGGAACCUCUCUUCCCCUGGUGCACCACAAGCAAACGCAUGGAGCCCAUGGAUGGCGAACGCGCAGCAGUUCAUGUACUAUGUUCCUCAAGGGGCAGUUUUCUUCAGCUACAACGGUGGAAGCGUGCCCCAACCUUCCGAAGCUCAGAACAAGCAGAGGGAAGCGUCAAGGGCGGAGUCGAACACGGCCUCCACUAGUGUGCCUGAACAAACAACUCGGAACUCUGCAGAAUCAUGCACUGAAGCUGACGGCGGUGAUGACAAAAUGGCACCUGCUGCAGGUUUCAGAAAAUUUGUUGCCCCGAGUUCAGUCCACCAGCGAGGUUUCAUGCCAUACAAGAGGUGCGCAGCUGAAAGCAAGGUGCUGCAGCCUCAGGCCGUGAGCGAGGAGGCGGAUGGAGACAUGACGAGAUUGUGCCUGUAAAUGUCCGCUGUCACAGCGCUACCAUAGAUGGCGAUGAUGCUGAGCGCAGAUGACUAGAACUGAUGGAAUACUGCACAGAGGGCCUUCCUUCUGUUGCUCAUGAGGGCAUACUGAAACCAGUCAAACCACAGCGAUCUUUCAUAAAUGGAAGAACAGUUGUGGAUCCUGUGUUUUCAUACUUCUUCAUGGAGCGACUGUAAUUUUGUCCCAACAGUAGAGGUUGAGGCUAAACGGUGGCCAAUAUAGUUGUAGUAGGAUCGAGCUGAUGUAAAUUAUGCAGCUCAUAUUUGUAAAUUAAUGACAUGGCAGCAGAACAUAGAUGCUGCAAAGCCUUCUUCA
Lolium rigidum is the source of this 1621-nucleotide messenger RNA. Its product is annotated as protein REVEILLE 7-like. The record is from RefSeq and is a predicted model, not a curated record. Gene Ontology annotation, molecular function: DNA binding. The coding region runs from base 44 to 1282 and encodes 412 amino acids. Lineage: Eukaryota; Viridiplantae; Streptophyta; Magnoliopsida; Poales; Poaceae. The transcript has 4 exons.